UGCCAGCAGGUGCUGAGGAGUCCCAGGCGAUGCGUCGCAGCAGCUCCAGGAGCGCGGUGGGCUUGGCGCCAGCGGCCCGAGGUCCCGAUGGCCGUCCGGUGCUCACCAGGGCCCGGCUAGGCCAGGAUCCCCCGCAGAGGACGGUGCUAGGGGUGCUGGCCGACAACGGGCAGUGCCAGCGGGCCUGCGGCCAGGGGAUCACAACACUCAGAUGUUUUUCUGGAUCAGAAAAUGCCCUCCCUCCAACUGAAAAGAAAGUCCUCUCUGACUGCGGGGUCCUUGAGCCCCUCCAGCAAGGGUUUGACAUCUACAUGGAUGAACCAGAGCAGGCAGAUGGAGACAGCUGCUCAGGCAGGGAAGGGAUGUCGUUUGAGGAGGUGUGUGAAGUAGACACCAGCACACUCAAGUCAGACCUGCAUUUCCUGCUGGAUUUCAACACAGUUUCCCCCAUGCUGGUCGAUCCAUCUCUCCAUUCCCCGCCUAAAGAAGCAUCUGAUGUUGGCACAGACGUGGUAAAUGUGACUGAAUAUGCGGAGGAAAUUCAUCAGUACCUUAGAGAAGCUGAAAUAAGGUACAGACCCAAAGCUCACUACAUGAGGAAACAGCCGGACAUCACAGAAGGCAUGCGCACGAUUCUGGUGGAUUGGCUGGUAGAGGUGGGCGAGGAAUACAAACUUCAGGCAGAGACCCUGUACUUGGCUGUCAACUUCCUGGAUCGUUUCCUCUCAUGCAUGUCUGUUCUGAAAGGGAAACUGCAGCUUGUGGGAACAGCAGCUAUUCUCCUGGCCUCGAAAUACGAGGAGAUCUAUCCGCCCGAAGUAGACGAACUGGUCUAUAUCACCGACGACACUUACACGAAGCGGCAGCUGUUGAGAAUGGAACAACUGCUCCUGAAAGUCCUAGCUUUUGAUCUGACAGCACCAACCACCAACCAGUUCCUCCUCCAGUACUUGAGGAGACAAGGAGUGUGCAUCAGAACUGAAAACCUGGCCAAGUACGUAGCGGAACUGAGUCUCCUUGAAGCCGACCCAUUCUUGAAAUAUCUUCCUUCACUGAUAGCUGCGGCAGCUUAUUGCCUGGCAAACUAUACUGUGAACAGGCACUUCUGGCCAGAAAGCCUAGCUGCAUUUACAGGCUAUUCAUUAAGUGAGAUUGUGCCUUGCCUGAGUGAGCUCCAUAAAGCGUGCCUUGAUGUCCCCCAUCGACCUCAGCAAGCGAUUAGGGAGAAGUAUAAGGCUUCAAAGUACCUGCAUGUGUCUCUCAUGGAACCCCCAGCAGUUCUUCCUCUACAAUAAGUCUCUGAACGGAAGCCCUUCCAGAACAGACCCUCUGCAUCCACAGAGCCGCUCUUAAUUUUCAUAGGUUUCUGAAGGUCGGGUCAACUCAUGUUGCUAUGACAUAAAUGACAUUUUGAAAAAAAAAAGUAAAUGUAUUUAGGUUCUCUUAGACUACAGUUGCUUGUAAUAGAGUCUAACGUUUUUAAAAGAAUAAACGACUUGUCUUAUGAC
Messenger RNA from Carlito syrichta (Philippine tarsier), 1508 nucleotides. It is a transcript of the gene CCNA1, whose product is annotated as cyclin A1. Lineage: Eukaryota; Metazoa; Chordata; Mammalia; Primates; Tarsiidae. Bases 30 to 1295 code for a protein of 421 amino acids. The record is from RefSeq and is a predicted model, not a curated record. Gene Ontology annotation, molecular function: cyclin-dependent protein serine/threonine kinase regulator activity. Gene Ontology annotation, cellular component: nucleus; cytoplasm; cyclin A2-CDK2 complex. Gene Ontology annotation, biological process: mitotic cell cycle phase transition; regulation of cyclin-dependent protein serine/threonine kinase activity. The transcript is spliced from 8 exons.